Messenger RNA from Leguminivora glycinivorella, 843 nucleotides. RefSeq names its product gustatory receptor for sugar taste 43a-like. The coding region runs from base 1 to 843 and encodes 280 amino acids. Gene Ontology annotation, cellular component: neuronal cell body; dendrite; axon. The transcript is spliced from 6 exons. The record is from RefSeq and is a predicted model, not a curated record. Gene Ontology annotation, biological process: sensory perception of taste. NCBI's taxonomy places the organism in Eukaryota, Metazoa, Arthropoda, Insecta, Lepidoptera, Tortricidae.
AUGCUUGUCGGCGUAAUCCUCGACUUCUUUCAACCUGCUGGAAAGCGUAUCCGCUUAGGCGAGACAGUGCUGCAAGCUUUUGUAUGGGUCUCCGAUCUGGUGCUGGUUAUGGUUAUUGCCAGCCUGGUCAUCUAUAGGGGCUCUGCUCAGAUGGAGAGCAUGCAGCGGGUUCUUAACCAGUUGCAACAGAUCAAAUUCGACCUCAACAUGACUGGCCCAGCCGCGAAAACAGAGAAGAUGAAAAGUUUUGCUAUGAUCAUUAUGCUGUUGUGGAUGAUGUCAGUCAUGAUGACGGAUUUCGUUUUACAAUACCAAUUUCCAGGAUCACUGUUGGCUCUCCCGUCGCAAGCUGAAACUCUGGUUAGCCGUCUCGCUCUCUCUCACGAGCGUAUAAGCGACAUUAUGAGACAGAUGAACGACACCCACGGCCUGUUUCUAAUGAUCGUGCUUAUGUCCACGUUCUUGAGGCUCGUGCUGACUCCGUACUACAUGCUGAUACAACAAACAAACUCCGAGGUAUUUGGCGUGACAUUGUCACUGUUUUGGACCCUAGUUCAUGUAGCCAUCUUGAUUUUGACCAUAGAACCUUGCCACUGGACGCAUACACAGAGGCAGCACACUGCAACUCUGCUAGGCCAGCUAAUCGUGCACGUGGCUCCGAAAUGCGAACGGCUGUCUAAAGAGCUGGAUCAGUUUGCCAAGCAGAUCAUGCUUGGUAACGCCAAGUUUGCUACCCUGGGAGUCUACACCUUGGAUCGGAAGCUUAUGGCAACGAUUCUGGGCGGAGUUACAACGUACUUAGUGAUCAUAAUACAGUUUCAAACAAUUUCGUCACAAAUAUGA